CUCCAGUUGCUGGGUGUAAAGUGAAUGACGAUGCUCUGUGAAUGAUGUUUGUAGUCGUCUUGUAGAUGUCUUUGAGUAACGUUACAGCGAAGAUGUCAAGAGCAGAGGCAUAGAUGAGUCACCGGACAACUCUGAAGACAAGCUUUUAGUAAACUAAUCCAUCAUGAGUGCCCAAGUGGAGGCAGAUAUCCGCACCAUAUCUCCUGAGAUGCCGGCCAUGUUUGAUGGCAUGAAGCUGGCUGCUGUAGCCACGGUGUUAUAUGUCAUAGUGCGGAGCCUGAACCUGAAGUGUCCCACCGCAGCACCUGACAUCACCUGUCAAGACACCCCUCUCAAUCGCUACCUGCUCAAGUCUUGUCCCAUUCUUACCAAAGAGUACAUCCCUCCCUUGUUAUGGGGAAAGAGUGGACAUCUCCAGACUGCUCUUUAUGGGAAGAUGGGAAGGGUAAAGUCCCCUAAACCUUGUGGGCUGCGUAAGUACCUGUCUAUGCCAGAUGGAGCCACUGCCACCUUUGACCUGUUUGAGCCACAAGGCGUCCACAGUACAGGAGAAGACAUCACCAUGGUGAUCUGUCCUGGGAUCGGUAACCAUAGUGAGAAGCAUUAUAUACGGACCUUUGUGGAUUACUCACAGAAACAAGGCUACAGGUGCGCUGUGCUCAACCAUCUUGGAGCACUACCAAACAUCGAGCUGACUUCCCCAAGGAUGUUCACCUAUGGUUGUACCUGGGAGUUUUCAGCCAUGGUGUGCUACAUUAAACGCACAUUCCCACAAACUCAGCUCAUCGUGGUGGGCUUCAGUCUGGGAGGGAACAUCGCCUGCAAGUACCUGGGUGAGAAUCCAGCCAAUCAGGAGCGAGUGCUGUGCUGUGUCAGCAUCUGCCAAGGAUAUAGUGCUUUGAGGGCUCAGGAGACAUUUCUACAGUGGGAUCAGUGCAGGAGACUAUACAACUUCCUCAUGGCGGACAACAUGAAAAAAAUCAUUCUAUCUCACAGGGCAAGUUUAUUUGGUAUGAGCUCUAGCAAUAUGGAGGCUGCCGACCUCAGCCAUCUGUAUACAGCCACUUCCCUCAUGCAGAUUGAUGACAACAUUAUGAGGAAGUUUCAUGGACACAACUCCCUAAAGGAGUACUAUGAGAAGGAAAGCUGUGUGCGUUAUAUUCACAAUAUCAGCAUUCCUCUCCUCUUGAUGAACUCUUCAGAUGAUCCAUUAGUCCAUCAGUCACUGCUGAAGAUACCUCGCACACUAGCAGAAAAGAAGCAAAAUGUGAUCUUCGCUCUGACACUACAUGGAGGUCAUCUCGGCUUCUUUGAAGGUGCUGUUCUUUUUCCUCAACCUCUUUCCUGGAUGGACAAAGUCAUAGUCAGUUAUGCCAAUGCUAUCUGUCAAUGGGAGAAACACAGGCCACAGUGCCAGCAGGCAAAAUAAUGCCUUGUGCAAAACUAAGCAUAACACUUGAUGGUGUUCUUGUUUUCUCUGACUUGAGGUUAGAUGAUGGUUUCUAAAGGUCUGACUCACUAGAGCUUGCUCUGACCUUCAAGCAGGAAUUUGAGAGAAAGUGUAAUUAAUUACACUUACCAUAAGUUGAGUCAGAUGUCAAUGGUGUAUCACUACAAAGCCUGGCAAACUGUGCAGAGGUAUUCAUAAAAUGUUUUUGAAAAAGGUUAUAGUGAACCUUGUGGAAAAACACAUACUUGGUAAGAGAAGAUGGUAAAGAGGUGUAGACUACUAACUGUUGUGUAACUAACACUAAGUUCACCAGAUGUCAUUUACAUACAUUUUUCUAUACUAUGAUGUCAGCAAAUCUCGAAUAAUAAUUCAUCAAAUCACCUUUGUGAGAUGUUACAUUUUUGAUUAGUUUAGAAAUUGUUAAUAUUUAGUGAUGAAAGUUCAGUAGAAUUUGAACAUUUCCACUUACAUUUGCUUUUGAAUAGUGUGUCAGGUUGCCUUAUGUUAUAUUGACACUUUAUUCCAUGCUACUUUUAAUUGUAUCUUUUUAUUGCUGCUUCAGGGCCACAGUUAUUUUCAUUAAAAAUGUAUUUAAUAAAUAGUUUCCUGUAGAUGGAGGUGCGAAGCAAUAAUCUGACAAUGUGUCCCAUUUAUUGUUGUCAUUCUCUGUUGUUAUACAAGACAAACAUGGCAAAUGAUUUACUUUUAAUGUAAUAUUAAGUCGAAAUAAGAACAAUGAAAGUGUUUUAUUGCACUCUAGAAGUAGAUUAGCUCUCUCACAUAUCACGUCUUGAAUUUUCAUUAAAUAAUAACCAUUUAAAAUCCCUUCUUGACAGUAGCUAACAACUGGAAUCAGACAAUAUCUAAUCUUAACAUGUUUAUUUUUAUU
Messenger RNA from Carassius carassius (crucian carp), 2339 nucleotides. RefSeq names its product abhydrolase domain containing 2, acylglycerol lipase b (gene abhd2b). Gene Ontology annotation, molecular function: monoacylglycerol lipase activity; acetylesterase activity. Bases 164 to 1429 code for a protein of 421 amino acids. The transcript has 10 exons. The record is from RefSeq and is a predicted model, not a curated record. NCBI's taxonomy places the organism in Eukaryota, Metazoa, Chordata, Actinopteri, Cypriniformes, Cyprinidae. Gene Ontology annotation, biological process: medium-chain fatty acid catabolic process; steroid hormone receptor signaling pathway; medium-chain fatty acid biosynthetic process. Gene Ontology annotation, cellular component: sperm flagellum; sperm plasma membrane.